Messenger RNA from Eruca vesicaria subsp. sativa (arugula), 2587 nucleotides. Lineage: Eukaryota; Viridiplantae; Streptophyta; Magnoliopsida; Brassicales; Brassicaceae. The record is from the annotation of a GenBank genome assembly.
AUGGAAGGGAAAAAACCAGCAAGAUCAUUAAGCGAACACCUAGCUCUACCACCUCCACCAUCUCCUGCUGUAGCUGUAGCUAUUAAUGGAAAGAAGAAGAGCAAAUACGUAGCCUUUUGGGCUCUUGAGAAGUUCAUCCCUGAAGGCUUCUCUGAAUUCAAAUUGAUCUAUGUUCGUCCUCCUGUCACUUACAUCCCUACCCCAAUGGGGAAUGCGAUUUCUAUAUCAGAGUUAAGAGCUGAUGUAGUAUCAGCUUACAGACAAGAAGUGGAUUGGAACACAAACGAGAUACUUCGUCCUUACAAGAAAAUGUUUGAUAGGAGAAAGGUGCGAGUAGAGAUUCUGGUGCUGGAAUCAAACGAUCCUGUAGCUGCAAUAGCAGAAGAGAUUGCUGGAACCAGAGUCACCAAACUCGUUAUAGGAAUGUCUCUUCGCGGAUUCUUUUCUAGAAAGAUCGAUAUGUCUUCUAUGAUCGCUACUGCUGUCCCAAGAUUUUGUACAGUCUAUGUAGUCUCAAAGGGGAAGCUAGCAUCCGUGCGUCCUUCCGAUUCGGACGCUAGCGGAACGAUAAGGUUCGAGAGAAUGGAGAGAGACAGUUCCACGAGUGGCUCCACUGAUAGUCCUAGUCCUAGAGUCCCCUCUGAUUUCCAAGACUUUCACUCGUUUGUUUCGGAAGCGCAAUCACGAGUCUCUCUUGUUUCCACUGCCUCAAAACAUUCGGAGAUGAGCAGCAAUGGCAGCGCGGUGGUUCAAAUGGAUAUGAGUUCUUGCGGGACGGACAUGUCGGAAACGUCCACAGCGAGAGCGAUGCAGAUUGUACCAAGGGGUGGUAGUGAAGAGAAGAAGAGUAACACUAGCAAUGAGAGCUUUAGUGCAUCGUUUCCAAUGGGAGCGGAGGCGUAUCACGCGAUGAACUUUGCUUCUAAAUGGAGAGAUCAUGAGGAAAGGAGAUCGAUCAUGAGCUCGUCAUCGAGCAACAAUCAUGAGGCAGCAAAUAUGGAUUGGGGAGCAGUUGUGCCUGAAAACUAUUCUUGGGUUUCUCAUCAAGCUUCUAACAACAUGUCUGAGGGCCUCCUCAGUGUCCAUUCCGCGACCGAUAAUAAUCAGGUGAAUCUAACAUUUGAGAUAGAGAAGCUGAGAGCCGAGCUGAAACAUGUUCAGGAGAUGUAUGCUAUGGCUCAAACCGAGACUGUUGAUGCCUCUCAGAAGCUAACUGAGCUAAACCAGCGAAAAUAUGAGGAGUCAGAGAAGCUUAUGGAGCUGAAAGAAAAGGAAGAAGAAGCUAAAGAUUCAGCUUCAAAGGAGAAACAGAGGUAUGAAGAGACGAUGAAAGAGGCAGAGAAGGUUAAAGAACUCAUGAUGAAAGAGGCUUUACGUAGAAGAGAAGCUGAGAUCAAAGCAGAACGUGAUGCUAAAGAGAAAGAUAAGCUCCAGGCUUCUCUCAUCUCUCCAGGGCUCCAAUACCAACACUACUCCUGGGAGGAGAUAACAGCCGCGACUUCAAACUUCUCUGAAGACCUUAAGAUCGGAAUGGGAGCAUAUGGAACCGUUUACAAAUGCACUCUGCAUCAUACGACCGGUGCUGUCAAGGUUCUUCAUGCAGGAGAAACUCAGCUCUCUAAACAGUUUGAUCAAGAGCUUGAGAUCUUGAGCAAGAUCAGACAUCCUCAUCUUGUCCUCCUCCUCGGGGCAUGUCCCGAACGAGGCUGCUUGGUUUAUGAGUACAUGGACAAUGGAAGCUUAGAUGACCGUUUAAUGCAAGUCAACGACACACCUGCUAUCCCUUGGUUCGAACGUUUCAGGAUAGCUUUAGAAGUCGCUUCAGCUCUAGUCUUCCUCCACAAGUCCAAGCCUAGACCAAUCAUUCACCGUGACCUCAAACCAGGAAACAUCUUGCUUGACCACAACUUCGUCAGCAAACUAGGCGACGUUGGUCUCUCCACGAUGGUUAACCAAGACGACGCUGCUUCUAAACUAACCGUUUUCAAGAAAACAAGUCCCGUGGGAACGUUAUGUUACAUCGACCCUGAGUAUCAACGGACAGGGAUCAUCUCACCUAAGUCCGAUGUGUAUUCACUAGGGAUUGUGAUUCUGCAGCUGAUAACAGCCAAACCAGCCAUAGCUAUUACUCAUAUGGUUGAAGAAGCUAUUGGAGACGAUGCUGAGUUUAUGGCAUUGUUGGAUGUGAAAGCUGGAACGUGGCCUAUUAGUGAGACUCGUGAGUUAGCUGCUUUGGGACUGUGUUGUACGGAAAUGAGACGCAGAGACAGACCAGACCUAAAAGAUCAGAUCAUCCCUACUUUGGAACGGCUUUGGAAAGUCGUUGAAAAGGCUCAAAACUCUGUCGGGAGAACACCGUCUGGUCCUCCAUCUCAUUUCAUUUGUCCACUUCUCAAGGGAGUGAUGAACGAGCCAUGCGUGGCAGCAGAUGGGUACACAUAUGAUCGUGAAGCCAUACUGGACUGGCUGAGAGAAAAUGACACGUCCCCGGUGACAAACCUACCCUUGCCUAACAAGAACCUUCUUGCUAAUUACACUCUCUACUCAGCAAUCAUGGAGUGGAAAUCCAAUAAACAAUAAUGAGAGA